Molecule: messenger RNA, 2128 nt
Organism: Bipolaris sorokiniana ND90Pr
Lineage: Eukaryota; Fungi; Ascomycota; Dothideomycetes; Pleosporales; Pleosporaceae
Exons: 3
Coding region: 148-1725 (525 amino acids)
Biological process (GO): rRNA processing; negative regulation of transcription by RNA polymerase II
Cellular component (GO): nucleolus
Molecular function (GO): DNA binding
Source: RefSeq, a predicted model, not a curated record
GGGUGAUAACGACGCCGCGCCCCCUCCUUAGCACACCGACUCUUCAUUCUGCUCCUCCCCUGCGCUGCUGCUGCCAGCUGUUAGCUGUUCACCGCCUCUUGUCUGUCUGUCAGUCGGUCCUGUCGAAACAACUCCCGUCCUGCCAUCAUGGUCUCCUUCUCCUGCGAGGGCUGUGGAGACGUCCUCACAAAGAAGAAGCUCGAUGGCCAUCGCAACCAAUGCUAUGGCGCUACUUUUACCUGCCUCGAUUGCAUGGUCCACUUUCCUGGCACUUCCUACAAGUCCCACACGUCCUGCAUAACUGAAGACCAAAAGUACCAAGGAAAACUCUACAAAGAGAAGAAAAAAGGUCCGCCCCAGAAGAGGGACAGCGCAUACCACGACAACUCGCAAGCCCUCACCCCGCACAACGCAUACGCCGAAGAUGCCCCCGCCGAAGACAACGCCCUGGCUGUCGUUGAUGCCCCGCCGCGCGCGCCGACUCCUCCUCCAGCGGCGCAUUCCCUGGGCUACCACGAGCAAGCGGCCAUUGAGGCUCCCAACGUCUUUGACUUCCUCGACCCAUCCUCGACGCCCAUUGCUCCGCGAACGACAGCGCCCAUUAACGAAGCGCGCAUGCUCGAAGACAGACAGCCGCCUGCGUACGAGGACCAGUACAUGCCUACAAUUGCCGACGUCAUGAAGUUUCAAGUGGCCGAUGACGAUGAAACCUUUGCGCAAAAUGGUUUCUCGGCCAAUCAGAUUCGUCCCUCGCGAGAGCAACACGAUUCGUAUACUACGCCUGCUCCCAAGGCGAAACACUCGAGAACCAAGUCGCGCGACACCGAUGUUGAGACGACAAGCAAGAAGACGGACCGCAAGCGCAAGCGCAACUCUCCCACCCAGCUUGACCUGUCGCUGGUUAGAGCUCAAGAUGAAAAGGAUACCAUGAUGGCCGAUGCGCCUGCGACGCUCCACUCUGGCCUGACUGGAGGGCUGAGCAGAUUGCUGGCUCGACCAGAAUUCCCGCCGUCGCCAGACGACUCGGGUGACUAUGCCAACUCGCCCUUGAGUCCCAUGAAACGCGCCAAGCAGGGUAACUCAUCGGCGCUCAUGCGUGCACAGCGAGAGUACGAGGAAGAGGAGCAAAAGCAGCGCAAAUCUGACACAAAGGCACGCGAGCAGGCAGAGAAGAAAGAAGCCGAAAAGAAGGAAAAGAAGGACAAAAAGGAUAAGAAGGACAAGGAUCGUGGGCGCGAACGUGACCGAAAGGAGCGCAAGUCCAAUGGCACGUUGGUCAAGAUUCGAUCCAAGAAGAAGCGGGAAGACUCGACAAAGGAAGUGCGCCGCAUCCGUCGCAGGCAGUACUCUUCCUCGGUUUCGCCAGCGCCUCAAGACCGCAAAGUCGUCAAAGCCAUUGAGUACAACCGGUCGGCCUCUGACUCUCCAGAGCCCAAUGGCGAAGGCCAGCUCAUUGUGCGCCCCAGCGGAGAUGUCACACCUUUCUCGCCAGACCUCAACACCCGCGCUGGACUAUUCAUGUCCUUCAUCACCAAGGGACCGGAUUCUGAGCGCGGCAUGAGCAUCAACAAAGCUCUGAAGCGAUACCACCGUGAGCGCCACGAGCACUUUGACCGUGUGCCUUCCAAGGCUGAAGACGAGAAAGAGCUCUGGAAGGAUCUACGCCUCAGGAAGAACGACCGGGGUGAGGUUGUUCUUUUCUUUGCCCCGGCCGAGGCUGCCUGACUAGACGGGGACGUCGACAUCAUCAUGCGCAUGCGGGCGUGGUCAUGCUCUGAUCCAACGCCCAGUCAAGGCUCCGACGAUAUGGUUGAUGUUUGAAAGUCGACGGUGGAAGAAAAAAAUGAAUUUUUGGGGCCACGGAGGAGUGGCCAUUCUCCCUCACACUUUUCCUCCUUCUAUGAUGAUACCCGGCUUCCAGGUCAUUGGCGAUUUGGGUGGGCUUGGUGCAUUAUGUGUUAUGUUUUACGUUCAUAUCCAUGUAUUGUUCUUGUUUUUUCUUUUACUCGUUUUGUUUCGAAUAUCAUUCUGCUAUCAUGUACUUAUUCUUACGGCAAUACCUCGUUUGUCUUUUUUUUUUCUUGGUUUGGUAUCUUUUGGCCAAAACACCUGCCCUAAUACUCUACGG